Molecule: messenger RNA, 1113 nt
Organism: Anopheles marshallii
Lineage: Eukaryota; Metazoa; Arthropoda; Insecta; Diptera; Culicidae
Exons: 7
Coding region: 1-1113 (370 amino acids)
Source: RefSeq, a predicted model, not a curated record
AUGCAUCUACCAUUUGGAUGGACGAUGGAUAUACGAUACCCGCUACUAUUGACGCUGAUCGCCAUGAUCGAUCUCGUCAUCACGUUGAAGGACGUGCGCGUCAGUGUUCCGGUCGCCAUCAAGCGGGGCGAUAAUGCAAAUUUGAUCUGCCAUUACGACAUGGAGGGUGCCGAGCUGUACUCCGUCAAGUGGUACAAGGGAAAGCGUGAGUUUUUCCGCUACACACCGAAGGAAAUUCCCGCCCUGAAAUCGUUCGUCGUCGCGGGACUCUCGGUGGAGCGCCCACUAUCGAACGGCAGCCAUCUCACAUUGAUGGCCGUGGAGCCAACGGCAACCGGUAAAUACAGCUGCGAAGUGUCCGCCGACCUGCCGUCAUUCGAUACGAUGAUCGUAUCCAGCGAGAUGGAAGUUGUUGACGUUCCUGUAACAAAGCCGCUAAUUACGGGCAUCAAACAGUUCUACCGAAUAGGUGACGUAGUGCUGGGGAACUGCACGUCCUACAACUCCAAACCAGCCGCCAAUCUUUCCUGGCUGUUGGACGACAAAAAGGUCAACGCAUCACAAAUGAUGCAGUACCCGGUGUACAAGGAUCAUCGAAGCGGACUCGACACCUCUACCAUUGGACUGUUCUUUCAUCUCUCACAUCACUUUCUCGGACGAAGUAAAUUGAAAUUUAGCUGCAUUGCAAAAAUUCACGACGUCUACGAACAGCGCGUCGAUCGGUGGAUCGAGGAUGAGCGGCCGAAGCUGAUGGCCGCCUCGGCGUCACCGGUUGGGCUGAAUCCGGUCAACUACGUCCAUUCGAUCUACGACCAGUCGUCGGCCGCAUCUUCCUACCACCAUCACGAUGGUAGCGAUUUCGACAAUCAGAACAGCGAUGCCUACAUGACACAAAUACAAGGAGACAUGUCAUCUUCAGCAUCCAGUCUCGGUGCGGGGCGAAUAAUCCUUACGCUUGGCGUUCUGCAUUCUGGCAGCCGGACAGCACUGGUAGCGGUUAUGCAAAUAGUGUUUUCAACCGUAGUGGCAUUGCUUUCCGGUGCAGGAAGUGUAGGUCAACGGCCGGCGUCUUGUGGUCGCCGCCGGCGCACCCGUCACCUCUACGCAAUCUGA